Molecule: messenger RNA, 1920 nt
Organism: Exophiala oligosperma
Lineage: Eukaryota; Fungi; Ascomycota; Eurotiomycetes; Chaetothyriales; Herpotrichiellaceae
Exons: 2
Coding region: 788-1516 (242 amino acids)
Source: RefSeq, a predicted model, not a curated record
GCGGAGUAAAGACCUGACCAGUUCCUUCGUGCAACCCCAGGUUCAAGCCAUGGUUGAGUUCGACGUUUACGGACAAACGGUACAUGGGGAUAGCACCGAACUACGCUUAGCGAACCAAGAAAAUACGUCUCGCUUCCCGACAGUGCGACUAUUUGAGGCAUAGCUCUCCAAUCUCCGGAGUGUUGAAGUCGGCGCCGGCCACUUCAAGAUGAAGACCUGAUCUCGCCUGACAGAUGUCAAAGACCCGGUCCAGAUUGCCUUCAGAAGCUGGACUCGGUGUCGCAUGCUCAGAGACAACUACAGAAUACCGUUGUCCCUGACACUGAGAGAUAUGAAAGUUAAAAAGCCUGUAGCCAACAUUUCUUGAUGCGGUACGGAAAUGGUGACCCUGCAGGUCGAUUUAUAUCGUGCGUGAAACUUACUGAAACCAUUGGUACGCCUCCUUACCGUCAAGAUGGCAUGUGUCGCCGCGUCUGAGGCUGACAUUCCCACUGGGGAAAACACCGGUUUUCAACUGGCGCCAAGGCUAGUUGUAGUCGAGACACCAAAAUAGGGGCUUCAAGAAAUUGACAACAGGACUUGGCCCCCCUAACGAAGGCGCUGAGACAAUGAGGAGUGGCGCAGGCGUCUACAGUAUUCGUAGGUUGGAUCUUCUCUGUUUGUGUUGUUCUUCAUCCUCUUCUUCCUAAUAACUGCUUGUAUUCGGCUUUCUCCUUCUUCCUCAUCAUCACCAUCACCUCUGCACUAUUCGAUUGACGGAUUUCGCGGAGGAAACCAGUAGAUCAAAAUGGUUGCGAUCAAGACAACAGGACUUGCAUUGACGCUGGCUGGCGCGGCCGCGGCACAGUCAUCAUCGGUGGUCAGCGUCUUUUUUCCGGGUCUCGACUCCCAGACACUGUUGGGCUCGGUGAUCAAGUCGGAUUCCUCUAAAACUACCAUGGCCGUCGCAUGCCCUUCGGGUACAGACUCUAACGACUGCGGAAUCGUCGGUGCUAUCACUGUGACAGUCGGCGCUUCGACAUUUCAUGCACAAGAGUCGUUCGAGAGCACAUCGGUCAUCAUUGAUUGUAAGGUGUCAGGAACAACGGCUGCGGACUGCGCAGAGACAUAUGUUGGACCAGCGGGAUUGAUUGCGACGGACGCUCCAUCGUUGACCAAUACGGACGCUUCAUUCGAUACUUCGAUUACUUCAACCGUGACCAGCACGACCCUGGGCCCCACCGACAUGUCCUACGUUCCCGUCACACUUACCGAUUCUCUGGGUGAUGGAAGUGGCUCGUCGACGACGGCUUCCACUGGAGCUAGCGGCAGUUCUUCGACGGCGUCUGCCACUUCGGGUGGCGCGUCUUCUUCAUCAUCUUCGAAGACCAGCGGCUCAAGUGGCACCAGCAGUGGAAGUGGAAGUGCUACCCCUACUGCCGACAACAACAAUGGUGCCAGCGGAGGAGAUUCCCGGAUGCUGGCCUGGUCCGCAAUGGGCGCUGGUCUUGUCGGCAUGAUGAUCAUGCUACUCUAAAUCAUCCACAAAGCCCGUUUGGGGCCGGUCUUGGGAGCCUAGCAUAGGGAAGGACAAGGGUCGUGGAUCGUGUUUGUACUGGGAAGAUCGGGCAUCAGAUGAGUUAUGUGGGCUAGGCCAAGUGGAGGGUGUUUCGCACUCGGAUAUCAGCUCCGAACGCUGGCGCGGCAGGGUUAUCAACAGGGCAAGGACGGGGCAUCUGCCGCUCACCAUGGUCUCAGAUUCGGCACUCAGACGGAGUAAGGAGGUGGCUUGUUGCGAAGAGUGGUGGUGAGAUCUCAUGCACGAUGACAUCGCUAUGACAUGGUACUGGGGUCCUACUCGUGGUAAUUACGUAGGCGUGUUGAUGUUCCAGGCACGCAUGUGUUGUCGAGAAACAAUACCAAUAUACUAUUCAUUCCAUU